AUGGACUCGGAAAAUACCAACACCAACACAAACACCAACACCAACACAAACACCAACACCAACACAAACACCAACACCAACACAAACACCAACACCAACACAAACACAAACACCAAAAAUCCAAGACGACUUGUUUUCCGGUUCCAUCAGGCCCACGUCCGUGAAGAGAUCGCCAUCCUCGAUCGAUUCUUCCGAUUAUUUGGUCCAGAAUCUUUCCUUCCGGUGGAUUUCCGUUCGGCCGAUUUCCAUUCCCAUCUCAUGGCCCCAAACGAAUCCCCCAUGAUGCAUAUCGUUCUCGAUCUGUAUAGCAAGACUUCCCCGGACGUCGACGUCGAUAAAGUGGAAUAUCAAGUCUUUCAGGUCAAGAAGAGGAAGGAUGAGUUUGAAUUCGAGCGCUUGAAUGAGGCGGCCUGCCGACAAGCUCGCUCGCGGUGCAAUGUCCUCGAUGUCGUCUGGGGCGCUGACCGCCGUCAACCUAAGGAAGUGGAAGGCGACCAUCCUCACACCCAGAACACAGCACAAUCUUCUGAUACGUCGGUGUCUUGA
Capronia epimyces CBS 606.96 is the source of this 546-nucleotide messenger RNA. RefSeq lists its product as uncharacterized. NCBI's taxonomy places the organism in Eukaryota, Fungi, Ascomycota, Eurotiomycetes, Chaetothyriales, Herpotrichiellaceae. The record is from RefSeq and is a predicted model, not a curated record. Bases 1 to 546 code for a protein of 181 amino acids. The transcript has 2 exons.